AUGAAUAAGAAAAGAAAGUUUGAUUACAUGACCAGUUCAUGCAUCCUGAGAGAUAUUGGUCCAUGGCUCCUAACUGGAAAAAAUGUUUGCAUGACGCUUUUAAGUCAUAUCCCUAUAUCUGCAUACCUCAGGCGUGUUUUAUGCCAACUACUUCUCUCUACUUCUAUGACUUUUUGGUAUAAAUACCAUAGCAAUUCACUCCGGAAAGAGCUGAAACUUCCUGUUUGUUUUAUUUUCUCUGGUGAAUCAUUUUUUAGCACUCGAGUUAUUCAUGUUAUCGCACUUUAUACCUCUGCUGAAAAUGCUCAUCCUAGGAUAUUUUCAAAAGAUAGGCACAUAAACGCUCAUAAAUCUCUCCCAGACAAAAAUUCCGUUUCUGUUCCAAUGCAAAGCGACUAUCUGUUUUUCCACUUCGCUUGUGAAAAUCCUGCAUCAAUUUAUUCUUAUUAUCCUAAAAAAUAUAGUCGAAAUGGCUUGUGCAACUACUGUUAUCAUGAACUGAUAAACAACAUGUCUCAUACUUAUGAUGCCAAACUCAUAGGGAGAAAUCAAGAUGUCACACAGGUAAAGGAGGUACAUUUUCAUUCAAUCCAAUCUGCUAAUCAAGUCGGCUUCAAGCUACAAGGGCAAGAAUUUCAGGUUGCGCUAUCCAACACCGAUUCCAUAACUCUACGAAAAGCACAAUGGAAAUGCUCUUAA
Molecule: messenger RNA, 699 nt
Organism: Echinococcus granulosus
Lineage: Eukaryota; Metazoa; Platyhelminthes; Cestoda; Cyclophyllidea; Taeniidae
Exons: 6
Coding region: 1-699 (232 amino acids)
Source: RefSeq, a predicted model, not a curated record